AUGGCUCUUCCUUCUUUGGUCGCAAGCUUCCUUCCCUCCUCAAUUCACCAUAGCCAACCCUCCUCCUCUUCCUCCUCCGCUGCGUCCUCCGGUCCUCGAUUCGCGACAUGCGGUUUGAAGAUUGAAGAUCAAGAGAUUGCGAGACGUUCGGCGAAUUGGAAACCGAGCGUUUGGGACUAUGAUUUUGUGCAAUCACUCGGUGUUGAUUACACGGAGGAUAUAUAUACGGAGCAAGUCCGAAGGUUGAAGGAAGAAGUCAAGGGUCUAUUCGACCGGGAGAUGAAUCAGGUGGCAAAACUCGAGCUCGUUGACGGGGUUCAAAGACUGGGACUAGGAUAUCAUUUCGAGACAGAGAUCAAGAACGCUCUUGGUUCCAUCCAUAACAACAUCGAAGAUGCUCAGCUUUCAGAUGAUCUCUAUCCCGCUUCCCUUCGAUUCCGGCUACUCAGACAACAUGGAUACAACGUACAGCAAGAUGUGCUUCAAAGGUUUAUGAACGAGACAGGCACAUUCAACGAAUCGCUCAAAAGGGAUGUGAAGGGGGUUCUUGGUCUUUAUGAAGCUUCUGUCCAUGGAUUGGAAGGUGAAACCAUACUUGAUGAAGCUUGGAACUUUGCUUCUAAGCAUCUGAAGGAUCUAAACCUCGACAAAGUUCCCACCAAUUCAGCGAGUAACGUGAGUCAUGCAUUGGAUAUGCCGAUCCACUGGAGGCCAAAUAGGGUGGAGGCUCGGUGGUUCAUUGACAUGUACGAGAAACAACAAGACAUGAUGCCAUCUUUGCUACGAUUGACUAAGGCUCCGUUCCCUAAAUUAGACUUCAAUUUAGUGCAGUCAAUCUACAGGAAGGAACUUAGCAAUGUGGCAAGGUGGUGGGAUGAACUUGGGGCGACCAACACGACCUUCUUUAGGGACAGGCUAGUGGAAUGCUAUUUCUGGAGCAUUCUAAUGGUUUUCGAACCUCAAUAUACAGCUUUCAGAGAAAUGAAUGCGAAGAUCGCUUGUAUGGUGACACUUAUCGAUGAUGUUUAUGACGUAUAUGGGAUGCCGGAAGAGCUUGAGCUCUUAACAGAUUUCAUUGUCAGGUGGGACAUCACAGACAUCGAUAAACUUCCUCCAAUAAUAAGAGAUAGUUUCAUGCUCUUGUACAACACCACCAACGAAAUUGGGUAUUGGACGAUGAGAGAGCAAGGAAUCAACCCCAUCCCUUACCUGCGGAAAGUGUGGGCCAAUGAAUGCAAGGCGUACAUAAAGGAGGUCCAUUGGUACAACAAGGGCACUAAACCGACACUGAAGGAGUACGUGGACGUUGCGGUGAAUUCAGCCGGAGGGCUGGUUAUGCUGUUGACCAGUUACUUCCUAACCACGGAUAAAUUGACGGACGAGGGACUUGAUUACGUGUCGAAAAUGCCCAAUGUCGUGCAUUGCUCUGCCAAGAUCCUUCGACUCAACAAUGAUCUCAGUACAUCAUCGCAUGAAUUGGCACGAGGUGACAACUUUAAGGCGCUUGAAUGCUACAUGAAUGAAACCGGCACUUCAGAAGUGGCCGCGCGGGAACACAUCAGGCAUAUGGUGCGUGAGACCUGGAAGAGGAUGAAUAAUAGAGUCGUGUUUGAGGACUACUCGGUUCCCCGGUUUGAGCGUUUUCUCGGUGCCUGUUUCAACCUGGCACGAGUUUCUCAUAUUUUUUACCAAUAUGGAGACGGAUUCGGCCUUCCCAGUCAGGAAACCAAGGACCAUCUUGUGUCGGCUAUAUACGAACCUGUGCCCCUCGAUUAGGCAUGCAUGAAUGACCAAGGUCUUGCUUUCGGAGAGAGCCUUUGAUCUUAUUUGUCUUUCUUAGCUUUCGAGCUGGAUUUGUGAGCUCUAAGAUAUCGAAGAACAUGCUAUUCCGUGCUUUGUGUGGUGGCUGAUUAUGUUAUUACAAACAAUAUUCAU
Syzygium oleosum is the source of this 1935-nucleotide messenger RNA. RefSeq names its product terpene synthase 10-like. NCBI's taxonomy places the organism in Eukaryota, Viridiplantae, Streptophyta, Magnoliopsida, Myrtales, Myrtaceae. The record is from RefSeq and is a predicted model, not a curated record. Gene Ontology annotation, molecular function: terpene synthase activity; magnesium ion binding. The coding region runs from base 1 to 1776 and encodes 591 amino acids. Gene Ontology annotation, biological process: diterpenoid biosynthetic process. The transcript has 8 exons.